This is a messenger RNA of Camelina sativa (false flax), 579 nucleotides long. The record is from RefSeq and is a predicted model, not a curated record. NCBI's taxonomy places the organism in Eukaryota, Viridiplantae, Streptophyta, Magnoliopsida, Brassicales, Brassicaceae.
AUGAGUGACCUCCAAGAAAAAAAUACUAAAGCGACUCUGUAUAGACAGUCUUCUUCUUCAUCCUCAACGGAUCUUGAUGAUGGGCCGGCGCCGCUGAGAAAGAUGAUCGCGGUUACUUCUAUCGCCGCCGGUAUACAGUUCGGUUGGGCUCUUCAGUUGUCUCUCCUAACUCCGUACGUGCAACUUCUUGGUGUUCCACAUAAAUGGUCAUCUCUUAUUUGGCUAUGUGGUCCUGUGUCCGGCCUGCUUGUUCAGCCAACCGUCGGUUAUUUCAGUGACCGUUGUCAGUCGAGAUUCGGUCGUCGUCGUCCUUUCAUCGCCACCGGUGCUUUGCUUGUCGCCGUUGCUGUUUUCCUAAUCGGAUACGCGGCUGAUAUCGGACACAGAAUGGGAGACAAACUCGACGACCAUGUAAAGUCAAGUGCCGUCGGUAUCUUCGCUCUCGGUUUCUGGAUCCUUGACGUGGCUAACAACACUCUCCAAGGACCUUGUCGAGCUUUCCUCGGCGAUUUAGCAGCUGGAGACGCUAGGAAAACAGUCAGCGAGAGAGAGACUCGUGCUAUAUAUCAAAUCAACUAG